Durusdinium trenchii is the source of this 1518-nucleotide messenger RNA. The record is from the annotation of a GenBank genome assembly. Lineage: Eukaryota; Dinophyceae; Suessiales; Symbiodiniaceae.
AUGCCUUCGGGGUCUUGUCUGGCUUGCUGCUGGGCGGUGGCUUGUUGGUGCUGGUGGCUGAGACCGGGCGCGCCAAGGUCUCCUUUUCAGAGCUCGCCCUUCGACCGACGUUUCUGGCACUUCUUGCAGCGCUGCCCCCACGCGCGCCUCGCGUACGGCAGCCCCUGUCUCGAGCACGUGGGCGAGGAGCACGAGAACGGCGCGGCCGCGCACGCGGCGACGGCGGCGGAGGCCGAGGAGGCCGAGGAGGCCGAGAUGAAGACGGUGGGGCUGUGCAAGACGGUGGAGCAGAAAGCAGCACUGGAGGCCUUGUUGAACCAUGUCCAGACGACCCGUGGCAGCGCCGUGGCACUCUUGGCACCACGGGGGCGUGGCAAAAGUAGCUUGCUCGGGCUGCUGGCAGCAGCACUCAAAGAGGACGUGCUGGUAGUAGCUCCGACAGUGAGCUCGGUGGUGGAAGUCUUUCAACGCGCAAAGGAGGCACUGGCCACACGGGCACAGGUGCUGGAGCAUCAUGCAGGCGCCGAGGAUUGGUGUCUGGAGGUCAUGGAGAGCGGUUCCACUUGGCGGAUCUCGCUCCACAUCGGACUGCCCGAGCUCUCCGCGACGACGCUGCUGCUCGACGAGGCCGCGCGCUUUCCGCCCGCGGCGCUCCAGGCCGUGCUGAUGGCCGCGGCGGACCGGGCGGCGCGGUGCGUGGUGGCCAGCACCGUGCAUGGCUAUGAGGGCACCGGAAGCGGGUUGAUGAGGCUGGUGGAGCAGUUGCAAUUGGAGGUGGUGCGGCUGCGGCAGCCGAUCCGGUGGCCUCCGGAGGAUCCACUGGAAGGCCUGGCCUCGAAGACGUUGCAACUCGAUCCGGAACCGCUCCCAGUCGAUCGGACGCUCUACGAGGGACUACGAGCUGAGGAGCUCUCGGUGGAGCGCGUGCGACGCCCGGUUCUCCUCCAGAACGAAGAGAUCCUUCGCGAAGUCUAUGGGCUGCUGUCCAUCGCCCACUACCGCACGGGCCCGGGGGAUUUGCGCAUGCUCCUGGACGAGACCCGCCUCGAGGUCUUUGGCCUGUGGAACCGACGGAGGGGCGUGACCGUGACGGUGGGAACUGGUCUGUGCGCCUGCGCGUUGCUGGUGCAUGAGCAACGAGGGAACUUGAAGCGCCAUGACCUUCUGGCAGAGUCACUGAAGGAGUCCUUGGGGUGUCGCCUGGAAGAGACCGAGACGGAAGAGCCCUUGAGAUGUGUGAGAGUCGUGCGUGUGGCGGUGCAUCCGGAGCUCCAAGGCCGAGGGAUGGGGCGGCAACUGGUCAAGGAGCUCAGUGCCACCCUCCGAGCACGAGGCUCGGUGGAUCUGCUGGGCGUCGUCUUCCGCGGCCCCGCGCCGCGCCUGCGGCGCUUCUGGCGCGACGCCUGCGGCUGGAGCGCCCGCGCGGCGCCCGCCGAGCAGAAGCUGUCGCUGUUCCUGCGGGCGGUGUCGGCGCGGGCAGAGCAGUGGAUGGAGACGGCGAAGAUGGAAGCAGGAUGA